AGUUUGAACAUGGCGCGCGCGGAAAUGUCAACAAAACCCGAAAGCUGAAAGAAGUAGUGGAACUGUUUAAGAAAUACUUUUCGUAAUGCUGGCGAUGAAUAUGCCAAUAAUUAGUGAGUGUUUUGCGGCAAUCUUUGUCAUAUCCCAUGUAGAUUUGUAUCCAGCGAUCAAGAUAGUGGAUUUCAAGCUGCAGCGUUUAGCUAGCUAACGCUAGCUACGUAGCAGCAGCAGCCGCAAGCGCAGCAGCUGACCGACCGACCGACCACCAGAGAGAUAAACAGCAGUAGCCUAUCUUAUGGUGACGUUACAGCAUAUUAGCUUCUUAACAAGUAGCAUAUGGCAGCUCAUUUGAUGGGUAGCUAACUUGGCUGCAAAGGUGCUUCAGUGAUAUUUUACGAACGUCAGAGAGCAGAGGCAUGGAGGAACAUGCACAAGACGGACCGUCUGGUCCCUCCGCAACCGCUGAUGAUGAUGAGGGUAUCCUAUCUAGGAUGGGCCUCAACGACAACAAAGCUGGGAUGGAGGGACUUGACAGGGAGAAAAUUAACAAAAUCAUCCUUGAAACGUCGAAGGGCUCCAAAUUCUACGAGAAUGAGUUGAAAAAAGAGCGUCAGGUAAACCAGCGCAUUGAGAAGAUGAUGGAGCAGAAAGCGAGGAUCACUGAGCAGCAUCUGAAGACAGCACAAGCUCAGGUGGACAAGAUGACUUCUGAACUAGAGAGAAGACGGAAGCUAGGUCGGGUGAUUGUGCAUGUGGACAUGGAUGCCUUCUAUGCAGCUGUGGAGAUGAGGGAUUGCCCAGAGCUGAAGGACAAGCCCAUGGCUGUGGGCUCUAUGAGCAUGCUGUCCACUUCCAACUAUCAUGCCAGGCGGUUUGGUGUGCGGGCAGCUAUGCCAGGCUUCAUUGCUAAAAAGCUCUGUCCACAACUGGUCAUUGUUCCACUGAAUUUUGACAAGUAUCGAGCUGUGAGCACACAGGUGCGUGAGGUUUUUGCGGACUACGACCCAAACUUCCUGCCGAUGAGUCUGGACGAGGCUUACCUGGACAUGACUGACCACUUGGAGCAGAGGCGCAGCUGGCCAGAGUCCAAGAGGACACACUAUACCAGCGCAAGCAAGACUGAAGCUGGUAAGGAUGGAGAGCCCCCCCAGGCUGCCUCAGAAGUGGAGGACCUGUCCCCUGUUCUGUUUGAUGACAGUCUCACUGAGUUUGGACAGGUUCCAGAUCAGCUUGGCAGCGCGGAGGUGUUUGGGACCAGUGCAGAGGAGGCAGUGAGAGAGAUGCGCUUCCGCAUUGAGCAGAAAACAUCUCUGACUGCCAGUGCUGGUAUUGCUCCCAACACAAUGUUAGCUAAGGUUUGCAGUGACAAGAACAAGCCCAAUGGUCAGUACAGAAUCCCUUCAGAUCACCAGGCAGUGAUAGACUUCAUCCAGGACCUCCCUGUCCGCAAGGUCCCAGGGAUUGGCAAAGUGACCGAGAAGAUGCUGGGUGCCCUGGACGUGCACACCUGUUCCCAACUCGGCCAGAGGAUGGCGCUGCUGUCCCUGCUAUUCUCCGAGACAUCCUGGUACCACUUCCUGCAGAUAUCUCUGGGGCUUGGGUCCACGCACAUCGAGAGGGACGGCGAGAGAAAAAGCAUGAGCACUGAGAGGACCUUUGGUGAGAUGAGUGACGUAGAGGAGCAGAUGUCACUGUGUAAGGAGCUCUGUGAAGAUCUGGCUCAGGACCUUCUGAAGGAGGGUCUGAAGGGCAAGACAGUGACUCUGAAGCUGAAGAACGUGAGCUUCGUGGUGAAGCAGCGGGCGUCCACGCUGCAGUGUGCCGUGUCCAGCGCUGAGGAGAUCUUCGCCGCCGCCAAGGAGCUGCUCCGGGUGGAGAUUGACGCCGUCAAACCGGAGCCCCUCAGGCUGAGGCUCAUGGGUGUGCGAGUUUCUGGGUUUGUCGGUUCCGAUGAUAAGCGGGCCCAGCAGAAGAGCAUUAUGGGAUUCCUGCAGUCAGGAGGAGGAGGUGACCUCAGGAAAGUGGGCGAGCCAAAACCCAGAGCGAACCCAGUCCCUGCCCCUGCCCCUGCCCCCUCCAAGGCUCCCUCUGCCACGCCUGGGGCCCCGCGGGCCCUGAGCUGGGGCCGAGGCGGGGAGCCCGGGGCCCCACAGCAGCAGUCCUUCUUCCAGAGGGCCCAAGCCCAGAGGCAGCGCUUGCAGGCAGCGCACGGGCAAGCAACCGAAGAGGUGUCCGAGGGAUCCAGCCGCUCGUUUGGGUCGUACCUGACAACAGAUGACCCGGUGUUCACCUGUACACCAAGUGUGGGCGCCACCACGUCCAGUCACAUAGAGGCCAAAAGGGACCAGGCCACCGCAGUGCAGUCAGCGUUAUCUACUUCAGAUCCUGUGUCCACGUCUGCCACCAGGAGUGCUGCUGGCCGUUCCUCUGCACUCGCCGCCAUCACCGUCUCGGACUCUCCGCCGUGUACGUCAGCCUUGGUUUCCACGUCCACCCGCGCUGCCCAGCAGAGCCUCACCUGCCCCGUGUGCUUCCAGGACAUGCAGACCACUGACCUGGAGGUCUUUAACCGCCACAUAGACGCGUGCCUCAGCACUGGUCAGCCAGAGAGCUGCCUGAUCCGUGAGGAGGACAUGCUAGAUGAAGACAGCCGAGAUUGCCCAGUGCGACUAUAUUCCAAAGAUGCAGACACCACCAACGCCAUUCGUUGUUCCACACCAGACGCUGUCAAUGGGGAGGCUGUUUGGCAUGACGACCAAGAGGGGAACCGCAAAUCCGGCCUCUUAGAGAAGUCCAGUUCCGUUGGCGUCCCCAGCCUGGUCCCGGUACCCGCGGAUGAGUCCUUGGCCAUUCUUGGCGACGCAACCCCCGCCCUGAUGUGCCCAGUGUGCUGCCAGCCGCAGAGCACCCGCGACCUGGCCGUCUUCAACCGCCACGUGGACGUGUGUCUGAACCGCGAAGCGCUGCAGGAGCUGCAAGGAGGAGCCCCAACCACCAUGUCUCAACUCCACGCGCCUCCAACCAGCCAGCCCAGAGGCAGAGGCCAGCCCAUGCAGAGGGCUGCCAACUCCAGGGGAAAGAGCAAGAGAUCGGGAUCUCCACCACCUCCCCCAUCGAAGAAAAGCAAAGCAGCUGCUCCUAGAAACACCAUUGACCGCUUCUUCAGAUGAGACUGUGGCAGGUGCAAUAUGAGGUCCUCAUCUCUGAUAAAUCUAACUGAAGCUGCCUCUAUGAAAGUUGAUUUCUCAGUUGUUACAGCAAUAUGCAGUCUGCUCUCAGAGCCAUAUUUAACCAAUUAUCUGUGUCUGUGUGUCUGUGUCUGUGUCUGUCUGUGUGUGUGUGUGUGUGUGUGUGUCAGAGAGAGAGAGAGAGAGAGAGGAUAUAAAUAUGACAAAGAAAAUGAAGGUUAGACAGCUAUUAACAUUUUCUGUGUAUAAACUCUGAAGUCAGCUUUUGUCUUUGACUGACUUCGGCUGCGUUUGUUUACCUUAGAGGUGGCCUUGUUCCUUAGUACUGUUUGAAAUGAUGUCAGAGAGCUUGUGCAAUAGCCAGCCUACAGACUAUAAUAUCUGCUCAUUUUAAUCCUCAUCUUCACCCCAGUGAGUUAUGAAGGAGGUUAAUUUAUUUAUGCACCUUUUAAGAAUGUUUUAUCAGGGUAAUUUGAAAAAAUGCUGAAUUCAACAACACCGUAUAAUGUGUAUUACAUUAUUUAUUGCUUAUUUUGCUAGAAAAAUAAAACAUUGA
Messenger RNA from Alosa alosa (allis shad), 3744 nucleotides. RefSeq names its product polymerase (DNA directed) kappa (gene polk). Gene Ontology annotation, molecular function: damaged DNA binding; DNA-directed DNA polymerase activity. The record is from RefSeq and is a predicted model, not a curated record. Gene Ontology annotation, cellular component: nucleus. The transcript has 15 exons. The coding region runs from base 417 to 3170 and encodes 917 amino acids. Gene Ontology annotation, biological process: error-prone translesion synthesis. NCBI's taxonomy places the organism in Eukaryota, Metazoa, Chordata, Actinopteri, Clupeiformes, Clupeidae.